AUGGUGAAUAUGGUAUUUAGUGGCAAUGCAUCCAAUGUAACAGCGAAUGGAACUGCAAAGGUCGCAUAUGGAGUCGGUAUCGAUUCUGAACACCACUGGUUAUAUGCGCCGUUUCUCAACAAGGAGGUGGCCAAAACGAAAGGUCUUCUGCUGACAGGACAGAUCAAAAAUGAAACUCUGCGGUUCGUACUGACCACGCCCAACGGUACACGCGUAGUAGACAUUGUCCCGACGAACGAAUCUAUGCCGACGGGAUUCAUUUACGUUUACGUUGACGCCAAACCCGAUUUCACAACUGAGAUGCAGCCAAAUACAAACUUUUCAGUUAUGCUUGUGACGCGCUUAAACACGACGAAGUCAUAUUGUCGUAGGUGUGAUAUCAAUACGAGCAUAUGCACGAUGCGUAUCCCCUUCAUCGUGGCACUUUACACCGAGACGUUCUUUAAAAGAUUUAAAAUCAUUGUACUCAAAUACAAAUACAGGAAGCCACAUUGCAGACGCAAGGAAUAUCCGUCAGGACUGAAAGCUAUUCUGCUGACAGGAAAAAUCGGAAAUCAAACGCUGCAGUACGUAUUAAAUACGACUGCCGGUAUAAAGAUUAUAAAUGUUUUCCCUAACGGUAACUCCACCCACAAAAAAUUAAUUCACAUUUCAUUCAAUGAAACGGCCCCCGAGCCCACAGCUACGACGACCGAGGCUUCUGACACAGAGAAAAGCACCAAGACUUCCCCCGCGUACACAUCUACACCAGAUGACGCUUUUAACACGGAUGCCUUUGAGAAUUUCAGCGAGGACACAUCUACGCCAUACGAUUCUACCAUGGAUGUCUCCGAUGGAUUCAGCGAGGACAUAUAUAGGACUAUGUGA
Dibothriocephalus latus is the source of this 867-nucleotide messenger RNA. NCBI's taxonomy places the organism in Eukaryota, Metazoa, Platyhelminthes, Cestoda, Diphyllobothriidea, Diphyllobothriidae. The record is from the annotation of a GenBank genome assembly.